Messenger RNA from Plectropomus leopardus (leopard coralgrouper), 942 nucleotides. Lineage: Eukaryota; Metazoa; Chordata; Actinopteri; Perciformes; Serranidae. The record is from RefSeq and is a predicted model, not a curated record.
CCAGCUGUCCGAUUUGGCCGCAUCCCAAAGCGGGAAAAGCAGAGGAUGCUGCUGGAGAUGCAGAACGCCAUGAACAACAUGAUGAGCAACAACAGCCAGCUGCACAGCAUGCUGCACGGCCAGCAGAGCCCCUCGCUUCCCAUGGAGGCCAUGAGCAGCGACGCCAGCUCCUCCGCCUCCUCUUCCUCCUCCUCUGCUUCCGAUUCCCCGUCCUGCUCCAACCCGUCCUCCCCGCAGUGCGCCCAGGACUCAGAGUCCGUGGUUUCCAUGGACACCAACUCCAGCUCCGCCUCCUCCUGCGCGUCGGACAGCGGCGAGGACGAGGCCGUCGUCACCACAGUAAGCCGGCAGCACCAAGAUGCCUUCGCCUACAGCCAGCAGAGGUCGCCGAGACAAAGCCAGGCCUCGCCCUCGUCGGGGACGGGCGCUCUGGAGACCGGGUGCGACAACCGUAUGGAGGGGCAGCAGGAGAGCUGGAGCUGCUGGAACAACAAUGUGGACGUUGGAGGUUAUCAGCACGUCAGCAACACGGCGUACCGGGAGGAGAGAGGAGUCUACGAGCAGCAGCAGCUCCACAGCGCCCCCGGCUGUGAGCCAACAGAAGACAGCCAAAGACAGCACGAACUUCACACGCAAACGGCCUCGACUGGUUACAGCGCGCCAACCAGCUGCAUGAGCAACAGAACACACCUGGUCUGUCCCAUGAACACAUCACCCUACGUGGACCCCCGCAAGCCGAGCCAGGAGAUCUGGGAGGAGUUCUCCAUGAGCUUCACCCCCGCCGUGCAGGAGGUGGUCGACUUCGCCAAAAGGAUCCCGGGCUUCCGCGACCUCCCCGAGCACGACCAGGUCGGCCUGCUGAAGGCUGGAACGUUUGAGGUGAGAGGGCAAAACAAAACACGUCGUGUUAUUUUGUGCUCGCUUUGAAGUGGAGCGGGGCGG